Molecule: messenger RNA, 668 nt
Organism: Tribolium madens (black flour beetle)
Lineage: Eukaryota; Metazoa; Arthropoda; Insecta; Coleoptera; Tenebrionidae
Gene: IscU
Product: iron-sulfur cluster assembly scaffold protein IscU
Exons: 1
Coding region: 105-560 (151 amino acids)
Biological process (GO): intracellular iron ion homeostasis; iron-sulfur cluster assembly
Cellular component (GO): cytoplasm; mitochondrial matrix
Molecular function (GO): 2 iron, 2 sulfur cluster binding; ferrous iron binding
Source: RefSeq, a predicted model, not a curated record
AAACUACAUGAGGCGCUUAUGUCUUAUGUCAAAUUUGAAGGUUAAAUUAGUCAAAUAAACAUAUUUUUAAUAUUCGAGAAGAGUGAUAACGCAAAAAUUGAGGUAUGGCGUUGAGUUCCUCCUCAAAAUUAUUGCGUGCUGUCGAGCCGUUGAAAGUCCUGACAGCUGCCUACCACCCCAAAGUGAUCGAUCAUUACGAAAAUCCUCGAAAUGUUGGUUCUCUUGACAAGAAUGACGAAUCUGUUGGUACAGGUCUUGUGGGGGCCCCGGCAUGCGGAGACGUUAUGAAGUUGCAGAUCAAAGUGGAUGAGAAUGGAAAAAUCAUCGAUGCUAAAUUUAAGACAUUCGGUUGUGGAUCAGCUAUUGCCAGCAGUUCCCUUGCUACAGAAUGGGUAAAGGGUAAGACAGUAGACCAAGCCCUUGAACUGAAGAACACUGAUAUUGCAAAAGAAUUGUCAUUGCCUCCCGUCAAGUUGCAUUGUUCCAUGUUGGCGGAAGACGCAAUAAAAGCGGCUUUAUCAGAUUACAGGAUUAAACAAAAGAAAAAGGAAGAGAAGUAAAUGUUCAACGGGAUCGAAAGGUUGUGAUAUUCAAAUUGUAGUCGGAUUAAAAUUAAAAAGCUUUAAUGUGUAAAUUUGCUAAAAUUAAUUAAAGUUAUAAAUAAUCUC